GGAAUGCUCCCAUUCCGCAUCGAUCACUGACCAUCUCCGUCGUCCUCACCCAUGGCUCGACACACCCUCCUCCGGACGGUCUCGCUAUUCCUCGCAUUGUUCAUGGUUUCCCAGUUAUGUCUAGUUCAGCCAGCUUUGGCAAGGAAGCUUUCUGAGAAGAAAGAUCCAGCUUCUGCGGAUACCAAGCACACACAAAACUAUGACGAUGCUUACAACCCCGGUGGUUAUGGGAAUGGAAACGGCAAUAGUUAUGGAUGGGGGAACGGAAGUGGGCGUGGGCGUGGAUCUGGCAGUGGUGGCGGUGGAGGGGGAGGAGGUGGAGGUGGAGGUGGAGGCGGUGGCGGUGGUGGUGGAGGUGGUGGAGGCGGGGGUGGUGGUGGUGGAGGAGGCGGCGGCGGCGGCGGCGGCGGGGGCAACUAAAUGCCCAAGUGUUUGCUAUGGCAGAGGUCCACUGCAACACCAGGGGAUUCAACUCCUGCGGACGAUUUCAUCAUGAAGCUGGGAAUUAGAGACUUGGACUGCAGGUUCAAUCGAAUAUGUGACUCUCCUAGCAGCUACAUAUAUUAGACUGUUUCUAGUGAAAUGUUAUGAUAACUUUUGUUCAAUUGUAGGAGUUGUGCGCUGAUCUGCGUGGGACACUUACUUUGAUAGCUUCUAUUAGUUAGCGCUUCGUGAUGUCGAAUGAUAAUGUGUGAAAUAAAGAAACGUACCUGUUCGGACUGCGGCCAUGGCAUUCUCGGUGGUUGUAGAUUUUCUUCUA
Molecule: messenger RNA, 760 nt
Organism: Physcomitrium patens
Lineage: Eukaryota; Viridiplantae; Streptophyta; Bryopsida; Funariales; Funariaceae
Source: RefSeq, a predicted model, not a curated record